AUUACAUAGGGCUAGGACGAUAUAAAUACCCCUCAUCUGAUCCUAAUCUACUCUCUCCACCAACAAGACGAUUUUAUGGCUAUUGAACUUUCACCACUUCCACUCCCACCAACCGCUGAUCCCUCAAAGUUCGCUGAUUUUGGCCGCGAAGUCAAAGGAGUGAAUCCUGGUGAACUGACUCCUGAGGAAUUUGAGGAGGUUCGGGAUGCAUUGUAUAAGCACGAUGCUCUCUUGUUCCGGGACGUGACUCUCACACCCGAGCAGCAAUAUGCGUUGACCAAAGCCUUCGAUCCACAGUCUGAAAGCUACGGACACGGGAAUAACAAGACAGAAGGCACAAAGAAAUCCAUUCUACAUCCCGAUCUCAAGACUAUCCCUCGUGUACCCCAAGUCCAACUUAUCGGCAACGGGAUGGUCUACAACCACGAAGGUUUAGCUGAGGCUAAGCUCAAACACCCAAGUCAUACUACAUUCCACAAGACUCGUGUUUCUGAAGAAGACGAAGCGAAAGGGGUCACACGAUUCUACCGCUGGCAUAUCGACGCGGCGCUCUACGACCUUUCUCCACCCAAAGUCACUACACUUUACGGAUUGAAGGUUCCGGAAGGUCCGAAGCAGGUCGUGAGGUACGACGAUGGUACUGGCGAUGAACUUCCUGUUCCACUUGGAACUACGGCGUUCGUCUCUGGGAAGACGAUGUUUGAUAUGCUUCCAUCUGAAUUGAAGAGUCUCGCUGUUCGGACGAAAGUGAAAUAUGCUCCGCAUCCAUAUGUGUGGAUGGCACCUGCUCGUGCAAUGCCGACGGGACUUGGAAUUGAAGCGGAGGGUUUGGAGUUGCCGCUUGCUGAGUUGCCUGCGUGGGAGGAGAGCAGAAGAAAGACUUUCCCCAUGGUGUGGAAAAACCCGGUUACUGGGAACCUCCAUUUCCAGGUCCAUCCUUGUGGUGCAGCAGAACUUUUGGUAGAUCCUCUUCCGGCAGGGAGCAAGAAGGAAGACGCGUUGUAUCCUGAAGGUGCCCAUAUCACGGAUUUGGGGGAAGUGAGAGAUAUACUAUAUCGAAUGCAACGGCCUGCGAUCGCUCCGAAGCUUGUGUAUCCCCAUGACUGGCACGAGAAGGAUCUGGUCUUAUUCCACAAUCGUGGAGUGCUUCAUACUGUCGUAGGUGCAUUCAAACCUGACCAAGUGCGCGCAUUCCAUCAGUGCAAUCUGGCUGCAUCGGAUGACCCCACUGGUCCUACUGAGGAGGAUGUGAAGAAAUGGGCGUAAGACUCAAGAGAUCAAUUGGGACUGUACAUUUAAUACAAUAACGGGAUGAGAUGUACGGCGUUAAUUACACUGUUGACGUUCUGAACACGGACCGAACACGUUUGUUCCUCGACACCGGUACAGGAAAGAUUCGAUCAAAACCCGGAAUCGUCAUAAAUAUGCACCCAUCUAUGCUUAUACGCAGAAGAGAUCUCCAGAGUCUCCAUCUAGAAUGUUCAAAUGAAUUGAGUGCAGCGACACCGCCGGUAGCUGAAUCAACAAAAAAAACCGAUACAAG
Marasmius oreades (fairy-ring Marasmius) is the source of this 1543-nucleotide messenger RNA. RefSeq lists its product as uncharacterized. The transcript is spliced from 6 exons. Lineage: Eukaryota; Fungi; Basidiomycota; Agaricomycetes; Agaricales; Marasmiaceae. The record is from RefSeq and is a predicted model, not a curated record. The coding region runs from base 76 to 1266 and encodes 396 amino acids. Gene Ontology annotation, molecular function: oxidoreductase activity.